Messenger RNA from Ixodes scapularis (black-legged tick), 4513 nucleotides. It is a transcript of the gene Mtmr6, whose product is annotated as myotubularin-related protein 6. The record is from RefSeq and is a predicted model, not a curated record. Gene Ontology annotation, molecular function: metal ion binding; phosphatase activity. The transcript has 14 exons. The coding region runs from base 127 to 2232 and encodes 701 amino acids. Lineage: Eukaryota; Metazoa; Arthropoda; Arachnida; Ixodida; Ixodidae. Gene Ontology annotation, biological process: dephosphorylation.
GGAUCGGUCCUGCGUGCGGUUUUUAAUAGGGGGGGACGUAAACAAAACUCCUUGAACCCUCCUCUUCGAUCGGGAGGAGGCAAUUCCUCAUGCGUUUAGUUUAGUUGCUCGUUAAUUUUGGACAUCAUGGAAGUGAUUCGGACACCCAAAGUUGAGAAUGUCCGCAUGCUGGACCGCUUCAACAGCCGAAAAUCAUCCACCGGAUCUCUGUACCUAACAGCCACUCACCUGAUUUUUUUCGAUCCCGACCGCAAAAAGGAGACAUGGAUCCUACACAUGCACAUUGCUUCUAUAGCCAAGCUGCCCAUCUCAGCCACGGGUACCCCACUCCAGAUCAGGUGCAAGAACUUCCUCUGCGUAACCUUCCUCAUCCCCAAGGAGCGAGACUGCCACGACAUCUUCAUGUCCUUGCAGCAGCUCUCCCAACCCUUGCACAUUAACGACCUGUACUGUUUCCACUACACCGCCUCGAACGAGGACCUCACGAGGUCUUCGGGGUGGACCAAAUUCGACUUCCAGUCCGAGUUUCUGAGGAUGGGCGUCCCGAACAACUACUGGGCUGCUACCAAGAUCAACCAAGAUUACGAGAUAUGCGACACCUAUCCGCGGUACCUGUAUGUCCCAUCUGUGGCGAGCAAGACUGUUCUGGUGGGCAGCAGUCAGUUCCGGAGCAAGGGCAGACUGCCUGUUCUCUCUUACCUCAAUAAGAACAUGGCGGCGAUCUGCCGUUGCAGUCAGCCAUUGUCUGGGUUCUCGGCUCGCUGCGUGGAAGACGAGCAACUGCUCAACUGCAUCCUCAAGUCAAACCCUACUUCCAAAUUCAUGUAUGUGGUGGACACAAGACCUCGGAUCAAUGCAAUGGCUAACAAGGCAGCUGGGAAAGGCUACGAGAAUGAGAACUUCUACGAGAACAUAAAGUUCCAGUUCUUUGGCAUUGAGAACAUCCAUGUCAUGCGCAACAGCCUGCAGAAGCUCAUUGAUACGUGUGAGCUGAGUGAGCCGACCAUGAACUCGUUCCUCAAUGGCCUGGAGUCGAGCGGAUGGCUGCGCCACGUGCGGGCCAUCAUGGAGACGUCGUACUUCAUCGCCCGGGCCGUGGAGGACGGCGUGAGCGUGGUGGUGCACUGCUCUGACGGCUGGGACCGCACCGCCCAGACCUGCUCGCUCGCGGGGCUCAUGCUCGACCCUUACUACCGCACCAUCGUGGGUUUCCAGGCUCUGGUGGAAAAGGACUGGCUCUCGUUCGGGCACAAGUUCACGGACCGCUGCGGCCUGGUGCAAGGGGACGUGCGGGAGGUGGCCCCCGUGUUCACCCAGUUUGUGGACGCCGUCUGGCAGCUCACCCACCAGUUCCCUUCGUCGUUCCAGUUCAACGAACGCUUCCUGCUCACCAUCCACGACCACGUCUACUCGUGCCAGUUCGGCACCUUUGUUGGCAACUGCGAGAAGGACCGCCUGGACCUGAGGCUCAGCUCCAAAACCUACUCGCUGUGGGGCUACCUGAGCAACCACGUCUCGGAGUACAUCAACCCACUGUUCAGGGCCGACACAGAGGAGGUGCUACAUCCGUCCCUCGCUCCGCAGGCCAUCAGGUUCUGGCGGGGCAUGUACAACCGCUUUGAGAACGGAGUGCACCCUCGUGAGCCCCUGAGUGACAUCCUGGCUGCCACAAAGGAUCACAUCCUCAGCCUCGAGGAUCAUGUGCAGCUCCUGGCCAAGCGCAUAGCUCAGCUGAGGGACCUCCUGGGGCAUGCUGACACCCCGAGCAAGGAUAUGGAUUCUGUGAUGGGAGAUUCGCUGACCGGGGACGAGAUUGACGGCUUCGAGACCAACGGCUCCUCCAAGCCGGCCUCGGAGGGGGCCGUGAGCGUGCGGGACUCUGGCUUCGGGGACAACGACACGGCCUACCAGGACGUCAGGGACCUCGAGAUGAGGCUGCACAACUACAAAUCGGGAGAUGGUUUCGAUUCUUCAGUGGUUCAGAAGCUGAUGGAGGAAUUUGAGUCUGUGGCCCUGGACUGGAAGUCGUUCAGGAACAUCAAAGAGUGCCUAUGUUCGACGCCCUUCGAUCGUUUCAGGAGAAAGUUUCACUGUUGGAGCUGCGGGGAGGUGUUCUGCAUACGUUGCAUAGACAAGAGGCUGUGUCUACCAGGCCACCUGACCAAGCGACCCGUCCCGGUCUGUCGGCACUGCUACAAGGAGCUCACCCACACCAAUUCGAUUGACUCUUAGGCGGCUCUCGUCACUGCUACUCUAUUGCCGCCACCGCUACGAUAACAAUGCUAUGAAAACGGCGCACGUCGCGAGGCUCGCGGAAAGGGAGGUUGAGCAGCGCCGUUUCGUUUGUGUAUAGAGCGCACAGGGUUGUGAUUGGGUUCGUUGGAACACUGGGGAAGGUUGCGGUAGGUGCUGCCACCUUUGGGCGUUUCUGCUGGUUCUAGGUGGCAGCUGGUGGGUGGGAUUGGGGGGGUGCGGGGAUUUGAUAAGGGAGGUGGCCUUUCUGGGUCCCGGAAAAGCUGGUGCUCAAAAGGAAACUCCCGUUUUGAGCCUUCCCUUCACCCUCCCUCCUGUUUUGUUCGGAGGGAGUGGUCUCGGUGAAAAAGAGAGAAUGUUGUUGAGAGCGUGCGUAAAUGGAGAGGUGAUGGUGAUGCGUCCUGUGCUCUGGGCUGAUGUGUUUAUAUUUGGCUUUGAAGAACAAUGCUAUGCAAAAGAAAAAAAAGGGAUCCUUCUAUAUGAACCUGCUGCCGACACCGCAGGUAUCACACUGACUACUUGUAGGGGUGGGAGAGGCAAUUCGUUUUGCUUUAGCGUCGUGUUUUACUUUGUCGUACUCCCCGUUUUAGGAUAGCUCGCGGCCCUGGUUUGCCUCGCCUUUUUUUGUUCCGGCGCCAGGCAUGCAGCGCGCUUUUCUCCUUCGAGAGAGAAUCGCCGGUCAACAAGAGAGGAUCAAAGCCGUUUGAUUUUAUAAGAUUAUCUCGUGAAGUUUUCGAUCAUACCCGAGUUUAGGAUUGUCCUAUUUAUGGCCCUUAAGAGGCUUUUUUUUGUGUAACUUGAAGCUUUCCAUGUUUGAAGGCAUGUCCCUUGCGGAUUUCGGUUUCGCCGAGCCUAAGCGGGAGGCACGGUUUUUCUAGUCAUGUGUCUCGGAAAUUUUAUUUUAUUUUUUCUUCCGGUAGUAGAGCUAGAUUAUGUGUUGCUAUUGUACAAGGAUGUCUACCCUUCCUUUGCCUCAAAACCUUUGAUCGCGGUGUUUUAUUCGUUUUACGUUUUUAAUUAACGCCUGUAACAUAAUGCUCCCCACGAGUCAUGAUUACAACACUUUUACUUGUUCGGGCAUGCAAAGCCCCUCCGUCUAAACCGCCAACAACGGCCUAUUCCAAGCGAUCGUUUCCCCCCUUUUUUUUUGUUUUUUUAGUUACACAUUCCAGCAAUGCGUGUGCUACGAGAUUGAGGUCCUCUUCCCGUGUACAGAUUGUCUAAAAGUUUAAAACAUCUAAGCUAGUCUCGUUUUUAAACAAUGUACACCUUCCCGACCAACCUUGCGGAAGAGCCUCGUCGCCAAGGUUUUACCCCCCCCCCUGGCAAAGGCGCACUGGAAUGGCGUUCGUGCGAGUCGCCAGUUGUGGAACGUGUUAUUAUUCGUGCCUGUUGCACCUAUACAAUCAUAACACUACACACACACAACAGCUACUACCGUCUUGCGUGUCAACAGACCCUUUUUGAAAGAGACUUCCGUACCUCUUUCCCUGUGCCGGAGCGCGACCUUUGUCGAACCCGGCGCCUUGAGCAGCGACCAUGUAAACCCCUCCGCAAAGUAAGCCGCAACAGUUGUGUGACUUCGUCUGUGACCUUGGGAUCGGCUCAAUUUCUCUACAGUUACUCUGGCCGUCAACCGCUUUGUACUUAAUCCUGGAGACGAUAAUCGAGAGUGAAGCACUCGAACUUGCAUUCGUGGAGAAAAUAAGUUAGAGCGCACGACCACCCUUUGUACGGUGUGGCGCCGAGCAAAGGCCAAGUGGGGGUAUGAUGGCGAGAAGCAAAAGUUAAUUGGAGUCUGAUGGCACCGUGCGAAAGAAGAAACUCACUUGGCGCCACGGGCGAGGUCAUAUGCGUUUGUGCACUUGUUUCUCCUGUCCGCGACUGUACUGCCCGUACAGGCAUCUUUUGCUGGGACGACGGUGUUUUUCUAAACAUGCGUUUACGGAGAAUUGCAUUUGUAAGCACGGAUGCAGGUAGGCUAAAUGAGUCUUGUUUGUUUUCUUUUGCUGUUUUAUAUUUUUUGCGGCGGUAUCGCGAGUUUCAUUGAUUAUGGUGAAACGAGUGUCGAGUCUCGAUCAGAAACUGCGACGAGAGAUUUACAUGCAGGAUGGGAGAACUUUAUUUACUUCGAAUAAUUUAACUAAGUUUCCGGUUUCUUUCGGUGAUAUUGUGGUCUUGUCACACCCCGAGUUUUUGCGACUGUUUUGUAUGUACAUAAAAUGGAACGAAAAUAUACUCUUGCAUAGCAUUGAAUGCA